AUGGUACCUAUGCAGAUUGAAAGUCAUGAGUUGUCCUCACCUAUUAGUCCUCAUCAAAAUGGUGUAGUUGCAAGGGAGAAACAGAAUUGUGUAUCAUUAUCCACUGUAGAAGCUAAGUAUCUAGCAUCUGGUAGCAGGGAAGAUCCUGUGGCUGACUCUGCGAAUACCUCACAUGCAAGAAGACCUAAAGAAACUGUCUCAGGCUUCUCCUCAGCAAUCGCGAUUGAUGAACAAACCAGAGAAGGCUCCAGGUAUGUUCACAAUGCCAUUGCAACUAUGGUGACUGGAAUACUGUCUGGUAAUCAUAAGGUUCUUGGGGUCUCCAUUCCCUUAAACACCAUUGUACCUGAUAAUGUUGCUUGUCAAGAAAAUACAGUCUCCUUAGGAAAGAAUGUAUCUAAUGAUGUUGAGCAAACUGAUGCUCAUGAAGGGUCAAAUAUUGACAAACCCUUAGAUAAUGUGGGUGGUGAGGAAGUCUGUGUCACUCAUGAUGUCAGUGACAACCCUAACUGUGAAGCUGAAAUAGUAGACCUGGAGGAAUUUUCUGAUAAUGAGUGGAAAUAUGUUUAUCAGAAGAGGCUGACCUUGGAAAGGGAAUUGGCUCAGAAUGUCCUGGAAUGUAAGGAGAUUGUAGACCUUAUUCAAGAGGCAGGGUUAAUAAAGACUGUGACUCAGUUCUCAAAGUGCUAUGAGAUAUUAGUAAAGGAAUUUAUUGUCAAUGUGUCUAAAGAAUGUGCUGAUGGAAAGUCUAGGGAACUCACAAAAGUAUAUGUGUGA
Lathyrus oleraceus (garden pea) is the source of this 777-nucleotide messenger RNA. RefSeq lists its product as uncharacterized. The transcript has 3 exons. The record is from RefSeq and is a predicted model, not a curated record. NCBI's taxonomy places the organism in Eukaryota, Viridiplantae, Streptophyta, Magnoliopsida, Fabales, Fabaceae. The coding region runs from base 1 to 777 and encodes 258 amino acids.